GAUUGGAAGCCUUGUGUUGGUCUGGAUACAUGGGAGCCAGGAUACAGAGGUAUAUCCCUGGCACAAGCAGACACACUUUAAAGGGAGCUGGGGAGCAAAAGGGGAGUUCCAGUGUGUGUUUCACAUCCUAACUUUGGAAGUUGAGUGUAGCCAUCUGGAAGUAGUUACAAAUUCUGUAUUGCUCUAUUUGUAAUUCCAGGAUUUUCUUUUUCUUUCACCUUUCUACUGUCAUAUCCUAUGCAGCCUGAACAGUGCUUUGUAGUUGGCUGAAAAAACAUUGUUUGCCAGCUUACAAUCAAAGGGAGGGCUGAGGAAAACAGCUGAGCUCUAUUAGGCAGGAGCAGCCUGGACUGCCUUUCUUUGCUGCUGAAUAACACACCACAGGUGCAGGAUUAGCACAGCACACGGUACUGUGUUUUCCUAGCUGAACUGUGUGCUGCCUCACAUGACUCUCAUCUUUGGAGAAUCUGGUGGUGAUGUAGCAUGCCCAAGGAAACUGCCUUUUUCUGGACAAGAUGCCCUUGCUAAGCUCCAGCAAGUUGAGCAUGGAGAGCAGAAAAGAAGAUGGUGAGGGCACAGCACCUGCCCCUCCACAGAAGAAGCUGUCAUGUCAGUGCCACCACCAUUGUCCUGAGGACUCAGUCAACAGCACCUGCAGCACUGAUGGCUACUGCUUCACCAUAAUAGAAGAAGAUGAUUCUGGUGGACAUUUGGUCACCAAAGGAUGUCUAGGACUAGAAGGCUCGGACUUCCAGUGUCGGGACACUCCUAUUCCACACCAAAGAAGAUCUAUUGAAUGUUGCACAGGCCAAGAUUACUGUAACAAAUAUCUUCACCCGACGUUGCCUCCACUGAAAAAUCGAGACUUUGCUGAAGGAAACAUUCACCAUAAGGCCCUGCUGAUCUCAGUGACUGUCUGUAGUAUACUUCUGGUGCUUAUCAUCAUAUUCUGCUACUUCAGGUAUAAGCGGCAAGAGGCCAGGCCCCGCUACAGCAUUGGACUGGAGCAGGAUGAGACCUACAUUCCCCCUGGAGAGUCCCUGAAGGAUCUGAUUGAGCAGUCCCAGAGCUCCGGCAGUGGCUCCGGGCUCCCUCUCCUGGUUCAAAGGACCAUAGCAAAACAGAUUCAGAUGGUAAAACAGAUUGGAAAAGGUCGCUAUGGGGAAGUCUGGAUGGGAAAGUGGCGUGGCGAAAAGGUAGCUGUCAAAGUGUUUUUUACCACGGAAGAGGCCAGCUGGUUCAGAGAAACAGAAAUCUACCAAACUGUCCUGAUGAGGCAUGAAAAUAUUCUCGGAUUCAUUGCAGCAGACAUUAAAGGCACAGGCUCUUGGACCCAACUGUAUCUCAUCACUGACUAUCAUGAGAAUGGCUCCCUUUAUGAUUACCUAAAAUCAACCACCCUGGACACAAAAGGCAUGCUAAAACUGGCUUAUUCCUCCGUUAGUGGCUUGUGCCACCUACAUACGGAGAUCUUCAGUACCCAAGGCAAACCAGCUAUUGCCCACCGUGAUCUAAAAAGUAAGAACAUCCUGGUGAAAAAGAAUGGAACCUGCUGUAUAGCAGAUUUGGGCUUGGCUGUUAAAUUUAUUAGUGAUACAAAUGAGGUAGACAUCCCUCCAAACACGCGUGUGGGAACAAAACGCUAUAUGCCUCCUGAGGUGCUGGAUGAAAGCUUGAACAGAAAUCACUUUCAGUCAUACAUCAUGGCUGAUAUGUACAGCUUUGGACUCAUCCUCUGGGAGAUAGCCAGGAGAUGUGUGUCAGGAGGAAUAGUGGAAGAAUACCAGCUCCCAUAUCACGACCUUGUGCCCAGUGACCCAUCCUAUGAGGACAUGCGAGAGAUUGUGUGCAUCAAAAGACUACGUCCUUCAUUCCCCAACAGAUGGAGCAGCGAUGAGUGCCUGCGGCAGAUGGGGAAGCUCAUGAUGGAGUGCUGGGCCCAUAACCCUGCCUCCAGGCUCACAGCCCUACGAGUCAAGAAAACACUUGCCAAAAUGUCAGAGUCUCAGGACAUCAAGCUCUGAUGAAGCAAAAACAGCUCCUUCUCAUGAAGACCCAUGGAAACAGACUUUCUCUUGCAGGCAGAAGUCGUGGAGAGGUGCUGAUAAGUACCCUGAGUGCAGUCGUAUUUAAGAGCAACUGUUUGUUUGACAGCUUUGAGGAGACUGUUCUUAGCAAAAUCAGCUGAAUUUUGGCAUGCAAGGUUGGGAGAGGCUUAUCUGCCCUUGUUUACACAGGGAUAUACAGUUUUAGUAACUGGUUUAAGAUUAUGCAUGUUGCUUUCCAUGAAAGCCACUUAUUAUUUUAUUAUUAUUAUUGUUAUUAUUAUUUUGAUUGUUUUAAAAGAUACUGCUUUAAAUUUUAUGAAAAUAAAACCUUUGGUUAGAAGUUAAAAAGAUGUAUAUUGUUACAUUAAAAAAAAAAAAAAAAAGGAUGAAACUGUGCUGAUGAUGUAAGCAAAGCGACUUUCUCAUUUAUAAUGAAACUCUUGCACUCCAGCAUUUAGAAAAAGAGAGGG
Messenger RNA from Phasianus colchicus (ring-necked pheasant), 2518 nucleotides. It is a transcript of the gene BMPR1B, whose product is annotated as bone morphogenetic protein receptor type 1B. Gene Ontology annotation, biological process: protein phosphorylation; cellular response to growth factor stimulus; cell surface receptor protein serine/threonine kinase signaling pathway. Gene Ontology annotation, molecular function: ATP binding; transmembrane receptor protein serine/threonine kinase activity. The record is from RefSeq and is a predicted model, not a curated record. Gene Ontology annotation, cellular component: signaling receptor complex; plasma membrane. Lineage: Eukaryota; Metazoa; Chordata; Aves; Galliformes; Phasianidae.